This is a messenger RNA of Periophthalmus magnuspinnatus, 888 nucleotides long. It is a transcript of the gene lpar5b, whose product is annotated as lysophosphatidic acid receptor 5b. The record is from RefSeq and is a predicted model, not a curated record. The transcript has a single exon. Gene Ontology annotation, cellular component: membrane. Gene Ontology annotation, biological process: positive regulation of Rho protein signal transduction; phospholipase C-activating G protein-coupled receptor signaling pathway. Gene Ontology annotation, molecular function: lysophosphatidic acid receptor activity. NCBI's taxonomy places the organism in Eukaryota, Metazoa, Chordata, Actinopteri, Gobiiformes, Gobiidae. The coding region runs from base 1 to 864 and encodes 287 amino acids.
AUGAACAACGCAACUGCACACGACGCGGAACUAGGAUCGAAAAACACAGCGUACGCUUUUGUUUUUGGGGCCGUGAUCGUGGUCGGCUUACCUCUCAACGCCGUCGCGCUAUGGAUCCUGCUUCGACGUCACAGCCACAAAUCUCCGAGCGCAGUUUUCAUGGUCAAUCUCGCCAUUUCGGAUUUGUUCCUCGCCAUUUCGUUGCCGUGGAGAGUGUACUUCUAUGCCACGGGGAUUUGGCCGUUGGGCGCUAUGGCUUGCAACUUCGUCACCAUGCUUUUUCGAAACAACAUCCGGUCAAGUUCGAUUUUUAUCACGUUCAUAAGUGUGGAUAGACUUUUGGCUGUUGUGUACCCUUUGAGAUCCCGGCAUAUAAGAACUGCUUCGAAUGCGUUAAAAGCUACUGCCAUAGUCUGGAUUUCUGUGGUACUUAUCAACAUCCCUGAGAGUGUAUAUUUGUUAAAAGACUUAAGAUCUGUCAAUGAAUCUAUAUGCUUUGACUAUUUCGGCAAGAUCAAGCUAUCCCCAUCACCGAUUUUUUACGUACAACCUGUUUUAGUCCUGACUUUACUGUUGAUAAAUAUACUGUCCACUUUGCUGGUAUCGUUUACUAUCAGGAGGCAUGUCAGUGUCUCAGCCAAAGUGGAAAACAAAGUUAAUGUUAUGCUGAUUUUUGCGAUGAAUUUAAUGAUGUUUAUGAUAUUUUUCUUGCCGAUUUCAUUGGUGGCUUUGUUUAGAAAUUUCCCACAAGUCAUCACGCCACUGCUUUGUCUGGCAAGUAUUAACUGCUGCUUGGAUCCCCUGCUGUAUUACUUCUCUUUUGAUGGAUUUUGGAAGAGGACAGAAGAGGGAGAGCAUAGUUAGAAGGACAUUUCAAAUCUAUUUACC